This is a messenger RNA of Eubalaena glacialis (North Atlantic right whale), 3126 nucleotides long. It is a transcript of the gene EPHA5, whose product is annotated as EPH receptor A5. NCBI's taxonomy places the organism in Eukaryota, Metazoa, Chordata, Mammalia, Artiodactyla, Balaenidae. The transcript is spliced from 19 exons. The record is from RefSeq and is a predicted model, not a curated record. Gene Ontology annotation, molecular function: protein binding; transmembrane-ephrin receptor activity; ATP binding. Gene Ontology annotation, cellular component: plasma membrane; neuron projection. Gene Ontology annotation, biological process: protein phosphorylation; axon guidance; cell surface receptor protein tyrosine kinase signaling pathway. Bases 1 to 3126 code for a protein of 1041 amino acids.
AUGCGGGGCUCGGAGCCCCGGGGUGCGGGACGCCGGCGGCCCCCGGGCGGCGGCGGCGACCUCCCCAGCACCCCCGCGUCUCUGGCCGGCUGCUACUCCGCACCUCGCAGGGCCCCCCUCUGGACUUGCCUUCUCCUGUGCGCCGCGCUCCGGACCCUCCUGGCCAGCCCCAGCAACGAAGUGAAUUUGUUGGAUUCACGAACUGUCAUGGGGGACUUGGGAUGGAUUGCUUUUCCAAAAAAUGGGUGGGAAGAGAUUGGUGAAGUUGAUGAAAAUUAUGCCCCUAUCCACACAUACCAAGUAUGCAAAGUUAUGGAACAGAAUCAAAAUAACUGGCUUUUGACCAGUUGGAUCUCCAACGAAGGUGCUUCCAGAAUCUUCAUAGAACUCAAGUUUACUCUGCGAGACUGCAACAGUCUUCCUGGAGGGCUGGGGACCUGUAAGGAAACUUUUAACAUGUAUUACUUUGAGUCAGAUGAGAAUGGGAGAAACAUCAAGGAAAACCAGUACAUCAAAAUUGAUACCAUUGCUGCCGAUGAAAGCUUUACAGAACUUGAUCUUGGUGACCGUGUCAUGAAACUGAAUACAGAGGUCAGAGAUGUAGGACCUCUAAGCAAAAAGGGAUUUUAUCUCGCUUUUCAAGAUGUGGGUGCUUGCAUUGCUCUCGUUUCCGUUCGUGUAUACUAUAAAAAAUGUCCUUCUGUGGUACGACACUUGGCUGUCUUCCCUGACACAAUCACUGGAGCUGAUUCUUCACAGUUGCUUGAAGUGUCGGGCUCCUGUGUCAACCAUUCUGUGACAGAUGAACCACCCAAAAUGCACUGCAGCGCUGAAGGGGAGUGGCUUGUGCCCAUCGGGAAAUGCAUGUGCAAGGCAGGAUACGAAGAGAAAAACGGCACCUGUCAAGUGUGCAGACCUGGGUUCUUCAAAGCCUCACCUCACAGCCAGAGCUGCAGCAAAUGUCCACCUCACAGUUAUACCCAUGAGGAAGCUUCAACCUCUUGUGUCUGUGAAAAGGAUUAUUUCAGGAGGGAUUCUGAUCCACCCACAAUGGCAUGCACAAGACCCCCCUCAGCUCCUCGGAAUGCCAUCUCAAAUGUUAAUGAAACUAGUGUCUUUCUGGAAUGGAUUCCUCCUGCUGACACUGGUGGAAGGAAAGAUGUGUCAUAUUAUAUUGCAUGCAAGAAGUGCAACUCACAUGCAGGUGUGUGUGACGAGUGUGGCGGUCAUGUCAGGUACCUCCCCCAGCAAAUCGGCCUGAAAAACACCUCUGUCAUGAUGGUGGAUCUGCUUGCUCACACAAACUAUACCUUUGAGAUUGAGGCAGUGAAUGGAGUGUCCGACUUGAGCCCAGGAGCCCGGCAGUAUGUGUCUGUAAAUGUAACCACAAAUCAAGCAGCUCCCUCUCCAGUCACCAAUGUGAAAAAGGGGAAAAUUGCAAAAAACAGCAUCUCUUUGUCUUGGCAAGAGCCAGAUCGCCCCAAUGGAAUCAUCCUGGAGUAUGAAAUCAAAUAUUUUGAAAAGGACCAAGAGACCAGCUAUACAAUUAUCAAAUCUAAAGAGACAACUAUAACUGCAGAGGGCUUGAAACCAGCUUCAGUAUAUGUCUUCCAAAUUCGAGCACGCACAGCAGCAGGCUAUGGUGUCUUCAGUCGAAGAUUUGAGUUUGAAACCGUCCCAGUGUCAGUUGCAGCAUCCAGCGAUCAAAGCCAGAUUCCUAUAAUUGCUGUGUCUGUGACAGUGGGAGUCAUUUUGUUGGCAGUGGUUAUCGGCUUCCUCCUCAGUGGAAGUUGCUGCGAUUGUGGCUGUGGAAGGGCUUCUUCCCUGUGCGCUGUUGCCCAUCCAAGCCUAAUAUGGCGGUGUGGUUACAGCAAAGCAAAACAAGAUCCAGAAGAGGAAAAGAUGCAUUUUCAUAAUGGGCACAUUAAACUGCCAGGAGUAAGAACUUAUAUUGAUCCACACACCUAUGAGGAUCCCAAUCAAGCUGUCCAUGAAUUCGCCAAGGAGAUAGAGGCUUCAUGCAUCACCAUUGAAAGAGUUAUUGGAGCGGGUGAAUUUGGUGAAGUUUGUAGUGGACGUUUGAAACUUCCAGGAAAAAGAGAAUUACCUGUGGCAAUUAAAACCCUUAAAGUAGGCUAUACUGAAAAGCAACGCAGAGAUUUCCUGGGUGAAGCAAGUAUCAUGGGGCAGUUUGACCAUCCUAACAUCAUUCACUUAGAAGGUGUUGUGACCAAAAUUACACAUACAGGUAAACCCGUGAUGAUAGUGACAGAGUAUAUGGAAAAUGGCUCUUUAGAUACAUUUUUAAAGAAAAAUGACGGGCAGUUCACUGUGAUCCAGCUGGUUGGUAUGCUGAGAGGCAUCGCUGCAGGAAUGAAGUACCUUUCUGACAUGGGCUAUGUGCAUAGAGACCUUGCUGCCAGAAACAUCUUAAUCAAUAGUAACCUUGUGUGCAAAGUGUCUGACUUUGGGCUUUCCAGGGUACUGGAGGAUGAUCCUGAGGCAGCCUACACCACUAGGGGAGGCAAAAUUCCAAUCAGAUGGACUGCCCCAGAAGCUAUAGCUUUCCGAAAGUUUACCUCUGCCAGUGAUGUCUGGAGCUAUGGGAUCGUGAUGUGGGAGGUUGUGUCUUAUGGAGAGAGACCCUACUGGGAGAUGACCAACCAAGAUGUGAUUAAAGCUGUAGAGGAAGGCUACCGUCUGCCAAGCCCCAUGGACUGUCCUGCUGCUCUCUACCAAUUAAUGCUGGAUUGCUGGCAGAAAGACCGAAAUAGCAGGCCCAAGUUUGAUGAAAUCGUCAAUAUGUUGGACAAGCUGAUCCGUAACCCAAGUAGUUUGAAGACACUGGUUAAUGCAUCGAGCAGAGUACCUAAUUUGUUGGCAGAACAUGGCUCACUGGGGUCUGGGGCCUACAGAUCAGUAGGUGAAUGGCUAGAAGCAAUCAAAAUGGGCCGAUAUACAGAGAUUUUCAUGGAAAAUGGAUACAGUUCAAUGGACGCUGUGGCUCAGGUGACCUUGGAGGAUUUGAGACGGCUUGGAGUGACUCUUGUUGGUCACCAGAAGAAGAUUAUGAACAGCCUUCAAGAAAUGAAGGUGCAGCUGGUCAACGGGAUGGUGCCAUUGUAA